Messenger RNA from Pararge aegeria (speckled wood butterfly), 969 nucleotides. RefSeq lists its product as uncharacterized. Bases 52 to 792 code for a protein of 246 amino acids. Gene Ontology annotation, molecular function: nucleic acid binding. The record is from RefSeq and is a predicted model, not a curated record. The transcript has a single exon. Gene Ontology annotation, biological process: DNA integration. NCBI's taxonomy places the organism in Eukaryota, Metazoa, Arthropoda, Insecta, Lepidoptera, Nymphalidae.
GUCCACUUAGAAGCCGUAACUGACCUUUCCAAGGAUGCACUAAUUUUAACCAUGCGUCGCAUGAUAUCCAGACGCGGGAAACCAGCCCAGAUUUUCAGUGACAAUGGUCGAAACCUGGUUGCCGCAGCUAGGGAAAUUACAGAAUUUUUGAAAACAAAUCCCGUCAUAUCUGACUUCGCAGCUGACAACCAAAUUAAAUUUUCUUUUUUACCGGCGUACGCCCCUCACUUCGCAGGCUUAUGGGAAGCAGGUAUAAAAUCUGCCAAGCACCAUAUAAAGAGAUACAUAGGAAAUAACAAAUUAACAUUUGAAGAACUGAGUACACUCUUUGCGCAAGUGGAGGCUAUCUUAAAUAGUCGUCCCUUGUAUCCCAUGUCUUCCUCUCCUAACGAUAUGCUCCCUCUAUCCCCAGGGCACUUCUUGAUCGGCCGGCCGCUGACAAGUUUGCCGUCGCCGCAGAUCGAAGACAGCACCAGCACCAGCAGUCUUGACCGCUACGCGAGAAUCGAGAGCAUAAGGCAGCAGUUUUGGCGUCGGUGGCAAAGGGAAUAUAUCAGCGAGCUCCAGCAGCGCACCAAAUGGCGCACUAAUAAGGACAAACUACACGUCGGAGACCUCGUCAUUCUACAAGACGACAACCUCGCUCCACUUCACUGGCGUAUGGGCAGAGUGGUAGGAUUAUUUCCUGGCCCUGAUGGCAUUUCAAGAGUGGCGGAAAUAAAAACCACUAGAGGAGUCGUCAGAAGAGCUUUGACUCGGAUUUGCCCUCUUCUUUCGGAAACUUCAUCUUAAACACCCUCGGUGUUUCAGAAGGGGGAAUCAUGUCGGAGCGCUUUACAACCAUAGUGUAACGUCAAGUACGCAUAUAAUUAAUGUCAAUGUCAGUGAACUUUGCGUCAUCUGUCAAUGUAACUUGUCACACAAAAAUAUGCAAUAUCAUUCACUUCUUCAAAUACAACCUUCGCUGAG